Triticum urartu is the source of this 534-nucleotide messenger RNA. RefSeq lists its product as uncharacterized. The record is from RefSeq and is a predicted model, not a curated record. NCBI's taxonomy places the organism in Eukaryota, Viridiplantae, Streptophyta, Magnoliopsida, Poales, Poaceae. Gene Ontology annotation, biological process: root development; shoot system development.
AUCGUCUCCUCCAUCACACCACAUCUCAUCUCAUCUCACACGUACGUCUAGCAGCAGCAACAACAAGAAGCUCAAGAAGAAGCAACAGCAAGAGCUAGAAUGGCUCUCAACUUCGGUCGGUCCAUCUCUUCCCCUCUCGCGCCGGCGAGGUCCUUCUCCAAGCCCCGCCACGUCCGCUCCGUCAGCCUCCCCGGCGCCACCUCCUCCCACCCGCUCCUCGCCAACCUCCACGCCCACAUCGCCGCCCUCCGUUCCUGGACCCAGCAGGGCCCUUCCUCCUCUCUCCCGUCCGGCCUCGCCGCCAUCCAGGCGCUCCACUCCUCCCUCGCCGACCUCCUCCUCCUCCCGGAGUCCGGGGCCGCGCUUCGGUGCCCUGCCAGCAACGCCGCCGACUGCCUCCUCGACGCAUUCCUCCUCCUCGCCGACGCGCACCAGGGCUUCCAGGAGUGCCUCCUGUCACUCAGGCACGCCGUCACCGAGUCCCGCGCGGCGUUGCGCAGGGGCGACACCGGGAGGCUCGCGUCCGCUGCCAGG